AUGACUUCGGAAAGCGGCUCCUUCGUGAAGGGGCUGGUGCUGGGCGGCGUCUUCUGCGCCCUGGUCACGCUGCUGGGGCACGUGCGCCUGGGCCCCGGCCCCCGCCAGCACGAGCAUCACCACCUGCAGGCGCCCAACAAGGAGGACGUGCUCAACCUGUCGGAAGGGGAGCGCAUGGAGCUCAGCCGCACCAUCCGCGUCUACUGCAUCAUCCUGGUGCGGCCCAAGGACCUGGGCCACUGGGCUGCUGUGAAGGAGACGUGGAGCAAGCACUGCGACCAGGCCGACUUCUUCAGCUCCGAGAACGUGAAGGUGUUCGACUCCGUCGUCCUCGACACGAGCGACAUGUGGGUGAUGAUGAGGAAAGCCUACAAAAUAACUUACGAGCGCUAUAAAAAUGAGUUCAACUGGUUCUUCCUCGCACACCCGACAACGUUUGCCAUUAUUGAGAAUCUCAAGUAUUUCUUGCUGAAAAAAGACCCCUCACAGCCCUUUUAUAUAGGUCACACCGUGAAAUCUGGUGACCUUGAAUAUGUAGAUGGUAAUGGAGGAAUUGUCUUAAGUAUUGAAUCACUAAGACGACUUUCCACCGUUUUUGAGGACACCGACAAGUGUCCAGAGCAAGGCGGAAUGAUUUGGAAACUUUCCGAGGAUAAACAGCUCGCCGUCUGCCUGAAGUACAUGGGGGUGUUUGCUGAAAACGCAGAAGACUCAGAAGGAAAAGAUGUCUUCAACACCAAAUCAGUCGGUGCCCUCAUUAAAGAGGCCAUGUCCAGCCACCCGGACCAAGUGGUCGAAGGCUGCUGCUCGGACAUGGCCAUCACCUUCAGCGGCCUGGCCCCCAACCACAUGCACGUGAUGAUGUACGGGGUGUACAGGCUCAGGCCCUACGGCCACACUUACAACGACGCUCCGGUCUUCUUGCCGCCUCCGGGUUCAGACAAUGAUUGA
Molecule: messenger RNA, 951 nt
Organism: Tinamus guttatus (white-throated tinamou)
Lineage: Eukaryota; Metazoa; Chordata; Aves; Tinamiformes; Tinamidae
Gene: C1GALT1C1
Product: C1GALT1 specific chaperone 1
Molecular function (GO): N-acetylgalactosaminide beta-1,3-galactosyltransferase activity
Source: RefSeq, a predicted model, not a curated record